Molecule: messenger RNA, 462 nt
Organism: Fulvia fulva
Lineage: Eukaryota; Fungi; Ascomycota; Dothideomycetes; Mycosphaerellales; Mycosphaerellaceae
Exons: 1
Coding region: 1-462 (153 amino acids)
Source: RefSeq, a predicted model, not a curated record
AUGUCGGAUUCAUCAGAUACUCGCGAGCGCAUCCGCUCUAACGUCAAAGCGAAUCCGGCCCCGGAAGGGAAUGGCACGCCACCCAAAGAAGGCUUAGUGGAGACAAACGAUAAUGCUGGUCGCAGCACAGUGAAAAUACGUAAUCCAGCCCGCCACGCAAAACAAGUUCAGCGCGAUGGCGAUGAUGGCGCGCAAGCGCAGGUCGGAGACAUUGCCGAUUUCCUCGAAAGGGAGGGGUGCAGAGUACGCAACAAGGUCAAUAAGAAGCAGUCUGUGCCGGCUACGACUGUCGGAAACUGCACGUGCGAGGGCAAAGAGAGCGACGGGCGUAUGGUGAUGUGCGACCACGAUGUCUGUGAGAGGGUGUGGUUUCAUCGAAAGUGUAUCGACCUCGAUUGGGGUCCGGAGGGAAUGUGGUGGUGCGUUGACUGCGCGGUGUUUGCUGCUGUCGCGAGGCAGUGA